This is a messenger RNA of Didymosphaeria variabile, 1122 nucleotides long. RefSeq lists its product as uncharacterized. NCBI's taxonomy places the organism in Eukaryota, Fungi, Ascomycota, Dothideomycetes, Pleosporales, Didymosphaeriaceae. Bases 1 to 1122 code for a protein of 373 amino acids. The transcript is spliced from 2 exons. The record is from RefSeq and is a predicted model, not a curated record.
AUGCCGGAGGACGCGGCAGAGCUUACCUCCGACCAGGUGUAUUGGAUAGCAUCGUGCACGAAGCUCGUUGCUUCUAUUGCAGCGCUCCAAUGCGUGGAACGCGGCCUCAUCACGCUUGACGAAAGUCUCAACGUGCACCUGCCAGAACUCGUAUCGCAGCCUAUCAUUGCUGCGACUGGAGGGAAAGAGUUCUUCGAAUUGCGCGAGGCCACCAAUCCCAUCACACUGCGACAACUGUUAACCCACUCGAGCGGCAUAGUCUACGAUUGGCUUAACCCCACACUGACAAUGUGGCGUAGCUCACGUGGAGAAAUCGCACAACUCCCGUCCACUGGCCGCACCGAGGAGAUCAUGUUUCCUCGAAUUGCAGAGGCAGGAGGAACGUGGAACUAUGGUAAGUUAGGACUGAUACCGAACAUUUACAGGGACUUUUUUCAGUUGACUUUCGGUAUAGGCACUAAUCUUGACUGGGCAAGCUUGCUGGUCGAACGACUGACGAAGACUGCAUUCGAAGACUAUGUCACACUAAACAUCGCUCAGCCGCUAGGGAUCAAGUCCUGGACGUGGCACCUUCCGCGCAAACCUGAGGUAGCGGAGAAGCUCAUGCAGAUGAGCGAGCGGAGACCAGAUGGGUCACUCGCUCCAAGCAAGACCCCUAUAUGGGAAGAACCGGAGGCUGAGCGCGGCGGUGCUGGUAUUUAUUCUACCAUCGACGAUUACAUGCGCAUUCUGGCCGAUACACUCAAGGAGUCACCCGUAACGCUCAAGGAAGAGACCAUGGACACGAUGUUCACACCACAAUUCAAGGAGGGCAGUAAGUUGCAGAAGUCGAUGUGGGACAUUGCGUGCGCCCCAUGCGUGGGCCGCAGCAUGGACCGAGUAUCUCCCAAUCAAGGGCUUGGUGGGUUCCUGACCACUCAUGACAUCGACCGAGAGGACUACUUCAAGCCCAAGGGUACGCUUGGAUGGCAUGGGAUGGCGAACCUAAGCUGGAAUGCCAAUCGCGAGAAGGGCCUGGCGUAUUUUUUUGCGACGCAGGUCAUCCCUUGGGGCGAUGAGAAGAGCGAGGCAUUGAUCAAAGAGUUCGAGGCGGCGGUGUGGAAAGCCUACAAGAAGGAUUGA